AUGAAAAUUAAGUAUGAGAAGAUUUUACAAAAGAGACAAAAGAAGCAAAAAAAGGGACAAAAUGAUGCAAAUAACAACAAUAUUAACACAGAUGACAUUGAUGAAGAAACAAUGCAGAAGAAACCACGAAAAUUGAAAAAGAGAAAGGUGAAUUACAAAAGAAGCCCAAAGGAAGUAAAAAACCCAGCAGAAAUUGAACAGCCCAAUCAAUAUGCAUCUUUGGAUAAUGAGAACAAGCAUGAAACUAAUGCAGAAAAAGUAAAGGAGGACAAUGAAGGUAUUACCGGCAUAAGCAACUCUGAUGAAGGACGAAAGAAAGAGCAAAAAAUAAAAAACCCAGCAAAAAUUGAACAGCCCAAUCAAUAUGCAUCUUUGGAUAAUGAGAACAAGCAUGAAACUAAUGCAGAAGAAGUAAAGGAGGACAAUGAAGGUAUUACCGGCAUAAGCAACUCUGAUGAAGGACGAAAGAAAGAGCAAAAAAUAAAAAUCCCAGCAGAAAUUGAACAUCGCAAUCAAUAUGCAUCUUUGGAUAAUAAGGUAAUCCUAUGA
This is a messenger RNA of Phragmites australis (common reed), 549 nucleotides long. RefSeq lists its product as uncharacterized. Bases 1 to 549 code for a protein of 182 amino acids. Lineage: Eukaryota; Viridiplantae; Streptophyta; Magnoliopsida; Poales; Poaceae. The record is from RefSeq and is a predicted model, not a curated record. The transcript has 3 exons.